Molecule: messenger RNA, 2513 nt
Organism: Populus euphratica (Euphrates poplar)
Lineage: Eukaryota; Viridiplantae; Streptophyta; Magnoliopsida; Malpighiales; Salicaceae
Product: putative cyclin-B3-1
Exons: 24
Coding region: 250-2259 (669 amino acids)
Source: RefSeq, a predicted model, not a curated record
AUGAGGGCAUAACAGUAAAAAGCUCGAAAAAUUUGAAACCAUAAAAAUCUAGCACUGAUCAACAUCUGCAACGGUAACCCAAUCUCAGCCCCUCUCUCUCAAAAAAUCUUAAGAGAAAACAAAGAAAUCGAAGAGAAAUUAGCGUCAUUAAAGUUUAGGUAAACAAAUUUAGUGAGAGAACUUUAGAUCUGUUAUCGUCAUCGAGUUCGAGAUCUUUCUAUCAGAGGAACCGAGAAAGAAAGAAACAUAAUGGUGGCUGCUAAAGGAAAAUUCAGCGUGGGGAUCAACCGUGUAGCUGAAGAUGCCCAUACUUCCAGAACAGGUGUUAGAACUUUUAAAGUCUAUUCAGAAAACGAAAAGAUGAAGGAUGCUGCUAGCAUUAAAUCUGCCCGAGAUAAUCUUCUUCCUGCAAGAAGGAUAUCUAACAAAGAAGAUCCUCUUGCCAUAACAAGUGAUUCAAAGUUGCCCUUAACAUGUAAUAUGAAGGGAAGUUCGAAGAUUGUGGUGCAGAACAAAGGCAAACAUGACACAUCUAGACUGACUGUAAAUCAAAAUGCCAGAAGAAAAGCAUUGGCUGAUGUAAGCAAUGUGCAGAGUAGCUGUGCAAGGAAUGCGGCAUAUGGUGGUUUGAAAUCAGUGAUUUCAAGCAGUACAGGCUCUAGGACUGUGAAUCUUUCAUCAAGAAAAUCUGCAAUGGGAAAAAUGAAGGAUAAUACAAGUAGAAAGGCUGGUGACUUUCAUGCUUCUAGAAAAGUAGGUGACAAAGAUCUAAGGGCCUCUUUGGAUGAUCAGAAGACCAACACCAAGAAUCAUGGCCGUGAAUUUGGCAUUAAUAAGAGCAGGAGGAAUGCAGGGAAUUUGGUUGCGGCGAUGAGGAAGUCUCUGCCAGUGCUGAAGAGGGUGAGCCAUGCAGAUGCAAGCAAUGCAAAGGAGAAUGAUGAAAACUUUGAGAAAACUAAGAAUAUUAGUGGGUUUCCUGUUAAGGUUAAAGUGGGUAAGAAAGUAGUAUCUCAGGGUGGCGUGGGUAGGAGCCAUCUAUGGAGAAAUAGAGUGAGUGAUGGCUUCAUAUUAAUGGCUCCCAGGGAUCGAGCUAAUGCUGAUGCCCGUGUAUCCAGAAAAUCUGUCAGGCCAAUACUAAAGACUGAAAUUAACCAUAAGACCUCAAGAUCAAAGUGCAUCUCUAGUUCAAACAAGUCUGAGUGCAUUGCUGCUAUAUCAUCAAAGAAAAAAGGAUCUGCCACGUCUUGUUCAGAAAACAUGCCGUUGGUCGCCCAUGAAGACGUUACUCAAGGAGAACCUUCACCUGACAGCAACAAGAAGUCAGGCGCUGAUAACAAAUCAAAUGUCAACACCAUAAGAAAAUCAAGUCGAAGGAGAUCUUAUACAUCUUUAUUAAUGACAGGACCAAAGUUACUAGAGGAGCAUGGUGAAGUUAUCGAGCAGGAAAAGCUACCAAGUAUAGAUGAUACUUUCAAUCAACUGGAAGUUGCUGAGUAUGUUGACGAGAUAUACGAGUACUAUUGGGUUUUGGAGGUGCAGAAUUUAUGUCUGGAAAAUUACAUGGCAAUUCACACAGAAAUUACACCUCAAAUGCGGGGCAUAGUCAUCAACUGGCUAAUUGAAGUACACUUCAAAUUUGAAUUAAUGCCGGAAACACUUUAUCUAAUGGUUACAUUGUUAGAUCGAUACCUAUCUCAAGUUGAAAUUAAGAAGAGUGAACUGCAGUUGGUUGGUCUUACAGCACUGCUUCUGGCAUCAAAAUACGAAGAUUUUUGGCAUCCUAGGAUCAAAGAUUUAAUUAGCAUCUCGGCUGAGUCAUACACGAGAGGCCAAAUGUUUGUGAUGGAGAAGCUUUUUCUUAAGAAGUUGAAGUUUCGUCUAAAUGAGCCGACUCCAUAUGUUUUCAUGUUGAGGUUUCUCAAGGCUGCUCAAACAGACCAGAAGCUUGAGCAUUUAGCAUUCUACCUCAUCGAACUCUGUAUGGUUGAAUAUAAAGCUUUAAAGUUCAAACCUUCAAUGCUAUGUGCAUCAGCUAUCUAUGUUGCUCGGUCUACCUUGCAAGUAUCUCCAGCUUGGACUCCUUUGCUUACCAGACAUACACAUUAUCAAGUCUCCCAAAUCAGGGACUGUGCUGAGAUGAUAUUGAGAUUUCAAAAGGCUGCAAGAACAUCACAGUUGAGAGUUACGUACGAGAAGUACAUGAGGCCUGAUCUCAGUGGCGUUGCAGCAAUAAAACCCUUGAAUGAACUUCCACUUUGAUCUGAUGUGUGUAAAUUCUAAAGUUACAUGCGAUGUAAAUUCUAAUGGUACAUGUGAAGGUGCCCUUGAGAUUGCUGCCUUGUAUUUUUUUUUUUUUUCCACGUUACAGCUGAAGAAACUAAAGCUCUACUUGCUGCAUGCUUUGUGUGGUUGUAAUCCCUGGUGAUUUUACAUGCCGAAGGAUAUGAACCUCUGUAGAAGUUGGAUCCCUGAACAGUCUGAUUUAACAUAGAAGUACCAUAACGUCUUGUUGU